AUCAAUUUCUGGGCUAGGGUGGGUCCUGGUGGGCUCUGAGUUAGGGCAGCCUCAACCAGAGCUCCCUGCCACAGCAGGGAGACCUCAGGGUUGGCUGAGCUUGGGGUUGUCCCCACAGUAGGUGACAUGGCAGAAGCAACAUUUGGAGGCAUUCAUAGGGAAUUGGUCUCUACUGCACUGGAGUGCUGAUUUCAGUCCGUUUGCCCAACUUCUCUCCUACAUGCCCAGCUGGCCAUUAGCCUCCACCCCCAGGCGCUGCCCGCCGGCUGUUCCCUGCAGCUUUGUCGGCUCUGCCACGCGAGCUGCCCGAGGGCAUGGAUGUAUCUUCUGCUUCCUCGUCCCAUUCAAGGGAGGCCCUCCAGGUCACACUCGACGAUGUCGCUCUCUGUGCGACCCCAACGUCGUGUCCUCGCCGCCAGGAUCAAUAGGAGCCAGUCGUUUGCUGGGGUGAAUUCAACGCAGGACAAGGCCUUCAGGAACCUCCCUGCCUUCAGCACCCCCACGGUCUCCCGGAAGUCUGGCUCCCGAGUCAGUAGGAUGUUCUCAAUGUCCCACAAAUCCCCACCACCCAAGGUGCCACAGCCUGACCGACUAGACGAGGUGUACGAAGCACUGAAGAAGGGCCUGACAGCCUAUCUGGAGGUGCACCAGCUGGAACUGGAGAAACUCAGCACCCAGAUCCGAGAAUCCAAGAGGAAUUCCCGCCUGGGCUUUCUCUAUGACCUCGAUAAGCAAGUCAAGUCAAUCGAGCGGUUCCUGCGGCGGCUGGAAUUCCAUGCUAGCAAGAUUGACGAGCUCUACGAGGCAUACUGCAUCCAACGGCGGCUCCGCGAUGGGGCCCACAACAUGGUCAAGGCGUAUACAGCUGCUUCCCCAGGCAGCAGAGAAGCACGUGAGAGCCUGGCUGAGGCCAGCAAAGGCUACAAGGAGUACACAGAGAAUAUGUGCCUGCUGGAGAGUGAGCUGGAGAGUCAGCUGGGGGAGUUCCAUGUGAAGAUGAAAGGACUGGCUGGGUUUGCAAGGCUCUGUGCUGGGGACCAAUAUGAGAUCUUCAUGAAAUACGGGCGCCAGCGGUGGAAGCUAAAGGGGCGCAUCGAGGUGAAUGGGAAGCAGGUGUGGGACAGUGAGGAGAUGGUGUUCCUGCCCCUCAUCACAGAGUUUCUCUCCAUCAAGGUGACGGAGCUCAAGAGCCUGGCCAACCACGUGGUGGUUGGCAAUGUCUCAUGUGAGACCAAGGAUCUGUUUGCGGCACUGCCCCAGGUGGUGGCAGUGGACAUCAAUGACCUGGGCACUAUCAAGCUCAGCCUGGAGGUGACCUGGAACCCCUUUGACAAGGAUGAUCAGCCUUCUGCUGCCAGCACGGUCAACAAAGCCUCCACUGUGAACAAGCGAUUCUCCACCUACAACCAGAGCCCACCCGACACGCCCUCCCUGCGGGAGCAGGCCUUCUAUAGCACAGCACGGGCAGCCACCAACAAGCACAGGUGGUCUUUGCUGGACAUCUUCCGUGAGACGCUCCUCGAGAAGCUGUCUCGGAGCUGCUCCUGCAGUGAUGUCUCCUCAGUCGAACUUGGGAGAUGUCCACGGCAGGGCUCUAACAUGCUGCGGCGACAGGAAGAGCUGGAAAAUGGCACAGCCUGGUCCAUCUCGUCAGAGUCGUCGGACGAUUCCUCUAGCCCCCAGCUGUCAGGCAGCACCCGCCAUGCCUCCCACAAACCCAUUGUGCAGCCUGAGGUACAGGCCUCUGCUCCCGCCAUAGAGAUUUCCUUCUCCCAGCAAGAGGAAGCAGGAGCAGGCACCCCUGCUGCGGCUGAACCACCCAAUCAGCAAGAGGAGCCAUGCUGUGUCAGAAAGGAGGUGGUGGCAAAUGGACACGUGCCCUACUCCCGGACUCUGAGCCAAAUCAGCGAGGCCAGCGUUGAUGCAGCAAUGGAUGGCAGGGAGCUCCAGGACACAGGGGGUGCUAGUGCCCAUGUGCAGGAGGCUUCUCCAGCCUCUGAGGACUCCAGUGCCAGGGAGCUGCCUCUUUUAGAAAUGAACUCCCUCCCUGGGGCCUCAAAUCCAAUGCCAGAGACCAGGGUGAGGAAGGACAGAGGGCAGGAAGCUAAGCCCCACGCGGCUGUUUCUUGGGCUGAGGCCUGUGUGCCCAUACUGGUGCAACCCGAAACAGCCUUGUGCCAAGCCCUAGCACCCCAGGGGUGCAAGGCGGACCCAAGUCAGCCAGUAGUGUUGAAGCAGGUCUUGGAGGAGGAGAGACCAACCCCUGUGCCCGCAGAGGUGCCAAGGGUGAAACCUGUGGACUCUGGCCUGGAUGAGGCCAUCAGCUCACUGAGCUCAGCCCUGGAUGACUACCGGGGACAGUUCCCUGAGCUGCAGCCCUUGGAGCGGGAGCUGAAACGCCUGGAGGAGAUCCUCAUGCACAAGCAGGGCGUCUUCCUCAGCCGUGCCUCCAGCAUGAGCCUGACGGUGGAGCAUGCGCUGGAGAGCUUCAGCUUCCUAAACACCUCUGACAUGGAUGACUCAGAGUGCUCGGAGGAAGAAGGUGGCAGGAGCGAGAGGAAGGCUGGUGAUGCCCGAGCUGGGGAUGGGGCUCUAGGCACCUGUGAGGUGAUGGCUGAGGACACUGGCAUCUGCAGCGGCUCUGAGGGAAGCACUGACCCCAUGAGCACUGGCAAUGAGUUCCUGGACAGGGCUCUGGUUCUUCAUCUCAAUAACUGCAACCUUCUGCUGCUGAAACUGGGCACGUUUGGCCCCCUGCGGUGCCGGGAGAUGUAUGCCCUGGACAAGCUGAUGAGGGAGGCACAGGUGCUGGAGGUCGUCUGCCAGCUGACAGAGGAGAAGUCAGGGGCAGCUGGCACAGCCAUGGAAGUGGUGCAAUUCUCCACCCGGAAGGAAGGUGUGUUGCCCUUCUGGGAUCGCUGUGUGGAGCUGCCCAAUGUCUACACCUGUCCUGUAGAGAGGUUUCUACAGGCACUCAGUGCCCAGUACACUGUGCCCAUCAGUGAGCGGCAGCUGGGCUUGGCAGACUCAGUCUGUGUGAAGCUGGUGGAGGAUGUGCUGGAUCGUCGGCUGCCCAAGCGGCCUGGGAGCAGCCAUGGGGAACAGGUCACCAUCUUCCAGUACUGGAGCUACUUUGAGUCAUUCAGCAUAGAGUCCCUGGAUUCCUAUGUUAUAGAGCUGGCUGAGGAAGUACUGCUGGCACAGAACCUGAACUCAGAUGACCAGGAUGUGGUGCUGAAGGCAUUGAAGCGAGUACCCGAGAGCCGGCUUAAGAAGGAGGGGCUGAAGGCCUUGAGCUCACUGCUUGUGGAGGGCAACAGCAAGGUCAUCAGUGCUGUGUCUGCUCAGCUGCGCAGCCUGGCAGAAAACCCCCGCUUCCAGGAAAGAGCUUUGGUCUGUUACUUGGAACAGCUAGAAGAUGAAGAGGUGCAGACACGCAUCGGUGGGUGCGCAGCCCUGGGGUGUCUCAAGGCCAAAGAGAGCAUUGAGCAGCUGGUGUAUCUGUGCCAAACUGACAAGGAAGAUGUGCGGGAAGCAGCCAAGCAAAGCCUGAUGCUGUGUGGCAGUUGCCAGUGCAAGCACCAGAGGCAGCCAACCACCCAAACUGAGCCCCACCAAUGGAGCUGUCAGGAGAAAUGCCUGUUCCUUGCCUCGCCAUCUGCAUGAAGCUGAGAAGGAAGCCAUGUGUGUAUGGAACAAGGACGACGAUAGGCCCAACUUGUAUAGGGUGUCAGCAACAUGGCAGGGGCAACAGCUGGAGAGUGAGUAUUUUUCUGCUUAUAACUCACCCACCAACAGCUCCUUUGUGUUAGUGAGUUGCAGGGUGCAGACCUGUGUCAAAAACCUGUCUGAGAAUAGCACAGGAAUGCAUUUGGGCCAUCUUCUUUAAGGGCAUGCAGUAGCAGCUGAUCAUGAGGUUCUUGCCUCAACUCUGUGGUCUCCACAUCAGUCUUGCAAUCUAAUGGAAAUCCCAGCACACAAAGCUCUUUGUGGAAGGGUUCAGAGCCAGGGUUAUCUUAAGGCUUGUUCUUUUGCCAAAGAAACCUUCUUCUGACCAAGAACAUGAACCUCAGCCACUCAAAUAAUGGGUCUUAGAGCCACAGCAGCUGGCUCUAUAUUCCCAAUAUUAGUGGUAUGAGCCAGACUCUUGGAUACCAAUGUGCAGGCUGGCUUGUACUUGUGGGAACCAGCAUCUAGUAAAGCUUUAACCCCUUUCUUCCACCAUACUGAGCUUUCUGCAGUGCUCAGGGACAUGAGGAAAGCUGUGCAGUCCCAGCAUGUGACCCUGGGAAGGAUGAUGGGGAGGGGAGUGGCUGGAGUUCUUACUAGUCAUCCCUUACGUUCUUUCCAGAAGGAAAAAUGUAACUUCCAUCAACUGGCAGAGGUCCUCCAUAUCUCAGAUAGCUGGUGUUUAUGUUGUAGCUCAGUUUUCAAACAACAGCAUCAACUCAAAUGGAAUUGUAUUGGGAACACUUAUUCUAUACUUGCUUUAAGUUAGUGAUAGGCUGUUCUGAAACAGGCAUUCUUCAGGUGUGUUGGCAACUUGGACAUGGCAGGACUGAAAGCCAGGACAAGAACUAAUUGCAGAAAUGUGUCCUUUGGGCUGUGGGAUGUCCUGCAAAGAACCAGGACAGUAACAGUAAUUGGGGUGACUGGAUUCAAGAACUUUGUGCUUUCAGAGCAAAGUCUGCUUUCACUAUUUGGCCUUAACUUGUCACCUUAAACAAUGUUAGUGCCUCUUCUUUGAAAGGCAAAAGUAGAUUUCUCCCUUCUCUGAACUCCAUAAAAGCUAAAAGGAUCUUGCAUAAACCUAGAAAAAUAAUAGCCAGCAGGCAGAGACUGAGCCUGGAAAUCCAUCCUCUAAAAGGGUGUUGGUUCAGCAUGGUGGGAACAAGAAAGAUUGGAUUGGAUGCUGCCCUAACUCUUAAGGCUGCUGCUAUCCAGACCUGAGAUUACUGAUAGGAAUCUAGGUUAUGCAUGGGAAACGAGAGGCAGUUCUUUGGUGACAGAAUGCAAAAACCUUUGCUUUCUCCCAUGCCUUGAGCAGCAGACAAGUGCAGGUGGCUCAGUCUAUUUAGAUAUCUGAGCACUGCCCCUUAUCAAUAUUAAGAGGCAGACAGGGCUGCACCAGGCUCUGACCAACUGCAGUCAUGGCAGAGUGGUUGAGUGUGUUAGUCAUGUUUCCUUGCCCAUCUGCCUGGUGUAGAACAGAGGAAGGCAUGUUAAAGGGGAUAGAAAGAUGGGACUUUACAACUGAGAUCCAACCACAAAACUCUUCUCUCCCCCCAGCUGAUAGUCAUUUGUGAGCCCUUUAAGUCUCAGACUUCUCCACAGCUCCUAGGAAGCAUGGACCUCUUCCUCCACCCCACCCCACCCCAUGUGUUGCUUUCCCAGCGUACCUAUGCUCUAGGAUAGGAAUACUCAGUGGUAUCCUGGCAGUCAUGGUUAAUCCUUGAAGAGGAGCCAGGAUGAGACUUCCCUCCAGUUUUAAACUUUCUGUCUCCUAGAAGUUUCAUCCUUCUGUAGCAAUCCUCAUUCACUAAUAGAAAACAAGACUGUUGUGAAGGUGAAGCUGAAGCUGUUCUCCCUUCAUAUUUUGCCUUUGAACUCACUCUCCACUCCCCAAUUGGGAUCUCCCAGUUUCUGCUGCUGAAAGAAACCCCUUAAAAAUGUGUUAAAUUGCUCUGCUGCGUAUGUUGUGUGCCUGAGGCUCCUGGAAGUGGUCCCGGAAAUGCAGUUUCUUUCCUCUGUGCAUCUGACAAUCUUUGGUGCCCAUCUGUAUCAUUGUUUCUGUUGUAAAUUCAGUCAGUUCCCUCUUCUUCCUGAGGGUCUCACAACCAGGGGGAACAUGUUUAAAAACAGAAAUGGAGCUGCAAAGCCACAAACUGAUAGAUGUCAAAUCACCCAUGUCCAAUCAAACAACUGUUAAGAAAAAACAAAACUUCCUAACUGUAAGAGCAGUUCUCAACCUUGUCAGAGUCCCUCCCCAAGUUUUCUGAAUGUGGUGGCAGCCCUGAUUGAGAACAACUGUUGUGUUCAACUUGCUUCAGAGAUGCUCAACCAGGUGUUGCCACCUCCAGGUAAAACUUUCCCGUGCUCCUGCUGUGCAGCCAGACUGGGAAGGGCUGUGGCACAUGCUUGUGUUCCUGCUGCAUUAGAUUACUCUGGUAAGCCUAAAGCAGGAAGGACAGCAAGCUCAUGUUCCAGCCCUUCCCGGCCUGACAUCACAGCAUCUUCCAGCAACAGAGGCAGGCAGAACUGUCCUAUGUGCCUGUUUCCAGGAAGAAUAGGGAGGGAGCCAUAGGGAGAGCUGCAGCCUGAUUCGACUCUACCUAAUGCAAGAGGAGCAUGUGCAUACUGCUGCCCUGCCCAAGGGGCAAUUUUACCUGGUCCCUGCAACCACAUGGUGGCAUCUGCAUUACAGCAACCCUGACAGGGGUCUCAUGACAUCCCAGGGUGCUGCAGCACCCUGAGAACCGCUGCCUUGGAGCAAAACAAGUCAUCAUCACACAGUUAAGACUAUUACUAGACCCAAGUUUUCCUAAAUUCAUGUGCUUUUCUCAAAGAUGCAAAUAAUAGGUGGUCUUGAACAAAUGAUACUUCUUUCCCUGAAAAGAGCAAAACCUGUAUCAGUGGCACAGUGAGUUAACUAACCAGAGCAGGGUGUUCCAGACUAGGUGUUUCCAGAGAGAAAAAAUGUUAACGUGUAAAAGUUAAGAGGCAGAGACAUCCAUACAAGCCCUUAAAAACAAGGGAAUGUCACAUGACGUUAUUUUAUCUGUAUACUUGCCAUUCACUGAGACUAGCCCUCUGUAUAGAAGACCCAGAGAUUACCCAUUGCUUAUUAUUGCUAUGUAACAGUUCUCUGCAACAUCAUCAUACCUUAGAUGUUUGUGCAGCAGUGAACUGAUGACCUGUGUGCAUGGGGAAGCAGAUGGUCAGUUAGUGUUGUAUUGUGACUGGAUGGUGAGGAAUACAAUUUGUAUACUGCUACUGUACUCACUGGAAAUUUUGGGGACUUGCUGAUGGUUGGCCUUAACAAAGAUAGAUCUGUGCCAGAAUUUCCUGGGAGGUUUUAAAAGUAUAUGCUUGAGUUAUGUAGAAAAAAGAUCUCUUCUCCUUCAAUACUGUGAGAAUUUGCAUGCAGGGUGGCAGUUUCAAAGGUGCAGAUUUGUACAGGUCAAAAUCAAUGUUUUUUUUUCUUCGUAAUUAUGUAAAGAAAGUAAACUUUUUCCUGACAGUGAUGACCCACGUGUAACAGAACAGUUCAGCCUCUGACAAAUGGAACAUACCGAACAGGAAUAAACAUUUCAUCCUGCAUGAUUAUGCUAAAAAUGUUGAAGUAUUAGUUUCUGUGUAUAUUGUGAUUAAUGUUUUUCCUUAUUUUAAGUUUUGAUUUAAAACAUGAGGUACAUCAUUCUCAUUUGUAACAUGGCUCUAAUUACAAACCCAACCACAAAGUAAUCAUUAGUGGCUGCCUCUGCAAACUUUGGUUGAGUGACUUGCCCAUAUGACAUAAGAAGUCUGUAGAAGAGCCAGGGACAGAACCCAGCCCUGAGUCCCAGGCCAGUGACUUACAUCAUGACAAUCCCAUAGAAUAAAGAGCGUAUGAUCAUAUAAUUAGAUGGUUCACUGCCCAAAAACUUCAUCAGUGUACAGUUAAGAUUGUUUUGGCAGUGCAUUGUACCCUUCCACAACAUGAAAUGCAUCAACACUGAAACCUAUAGAAAUGGAGUAGCUCAUGCCAGUCCAGUCUGCAACCUUAACCGUGACUCUCAGGGCUAGCCAGAACAGCUGAGGAUAGACUGGAGGUGUAUUUCAGCCAGGGCUACAUUAUAAAAGAACACACAGAAUGACAGGGCUUCUCUAGGGCCUAUGACCAGAAUGAUCUAACAGGAAUUCAUGACUUUUGCAAACUUCACCAUCUGUAGCUACAAGCAUGUUUCUUUGACAUGCCUGUGGAUAUAAUAAAAUUCCAAAACAUUCCCGUAAACAAGAGACAAGUUGGUUAAUGCUGCUUAAUGCAUUACUAGAAGAUACUUGGAUACUGUUGUGAUGGCUGCAACACGAGCCUAUAGAGCAGGGGUUCAAACAUAUAGCCUGUGGGCUGGAUCCAGCCCAGUGAGUUGUUUCAUUCACCCUGCAGGGCUCCCAGAGGGGCAGGGAAUUUACGGAUGGGGCCAGUAGGGGCAGAAUCUACCACUGAAGUCCAGCAACAGAGCCCCAGUCAGUCGGUGCAUGUCAACAGUGGAGGGGCGCAAGGAAUAGCUGCAUUACUCCCCAGACUGCUGCCAUUUGCUACGCUGCUGCUGCCAGGUCUGGAUCUGGCCCAGUGGCAACAGUGAUUUUGACACCUCUGUUAUAGAGACCAGGAAGCAGGCCGCUUUGUCCCACAGACCUGGUAUUUCAACUUUUGUCUACAUGCACUUCUGGCUGUGCAUCAUACUUGGUGACAGCUAUAGGGCAGUGCAGCCAUUACAUGCAGCAGGUUCCAACAGUUCAGGCUGCUAGACGAAAGAUGCCUCUGCACCAAAGGGUUUUAUUUCUGCACUGAGCCAUGUGGGUUUUGUAAGUGAGCAACCACAACUAUUUUGCUCUUGCUGCAGAAAUCUGUAGCAGACAUGACAGUGCGUGACAAAAAGGGUGUGUCACAGAAGCAACAGUUAAAGUAAAGAUUAAGGGUUAAUAAAGUACCCCAGUAUUAGCACCUGUUAGGCAGAGCAGGCUAAGUGGCAGAAUUUUUGGCUGGCUGGUAUUCACAAAGCCAGCCCUACAGGUGCCUUUUGCUUUAGUGAGGGGACAUGUUGUACGCAACAGGGCUCUGUCAGUGCCCCAUGCUCUGUUGAAAGACAGACUCGAAUGCUGUCUGCCAGGGACAGGCCAGGGCAAUGCAUAGAGAAGGCAGAGUUAAAGUUGCAAGACAUGGCUCAUCUGAUACAGUUCCCCGUUCUUCGGUGGCUUUAGCACAGGUAUGCCUGACAUCUUGAAGAGUCCAAGGCAGUGCCAAGCUACCUAAACUCUGUGUUAACUCACUCUUGAGGGAGUAAAUUUCCCUUAGUUGUUUGCGGGUGAAAUGGUGAUAGCGACUGAUGGGCACCUCUUAGACAUAAAAAAAUGUUCCCUGGGAACACCAUGCUUCCCAUUAACGACCAAUAGUGCUAUCUAUGUUCCUGGCCCCACCAUGAGGGGCCAUGAGGACAAUAAAGCAAUGUGCAUCUCACUAACCACUAGAUACUGCACCUGAAGGCAGCUAAAGUAAAGGCACUUUCAGAUGUCACAUGGCAUUUUUAGGGGCUAAGUGCAGAACAGAUUCUGUACAACCUGUAAGAGCAGGAACCCACAAGUACGAAGUGGCCCAUUCAUCUUAAUGGGUUUUAUUUUAAAAGAUCAGAACACUACUUUACAGAUAAGAGUUGUAGGCUUGGAAGGGAUCUCAAGGGUCACCUAGUCCAACCUGCUGCAUAAAUGCUGGAUGCACUGUUCCUGUAGAUGAAUACAGCCUGACACAAUAGCUCUGACACAUAUGAACUGACCCAUUCAUCUCAGCAGAUGCUCUUUCUCCCUGGCUGCCAAAGCCUAUUCCAGCUCUGUUGUGGAAUAGUAAUUUUCAAGACAAUCUAGCAAUACACCUAGUUUAGAGCAAUUUAAAAUCAGCUCCUGAGGCAAGAAGUUGCAAAAAGGCUCCACCUUCGCACUUGAGUACUCUUGCUCCUUUUGUAGCAUUCCAGUAUUCCAAAUAACCUCACUCCGCACAAGGAAUUUACAGCACUUUGAAAAUUAAAAAUAAACUCUAAGUAAGAAGAAAUUUGAUAUCAGGAAGCUUUUGACCAAAUGAUCCCAAGCUCAUACCUCUACUUAUUGCAGAGCUAACACAGUUCAAGUUACAUCCAAUUUCCAUUUUACUAGGCAAGGGGUCUUCAAAUAUACCAUCUCUUGAAUUAGCCUUUCACUUUAAGAUAUUUACUGUAGUUCGUGCAUACCUUGGAUUUUUUGUAAGUUUUUGGGAAGGCCAUUUGAGUUGCUAAGACCAUUUGCUGUGUGACUAAAACUUAUGUAGUGUAAGAGUUAUGCUGUAGCCGUUAUGUUUCAGAAAUUAUGCAAGAGGCAAGGAUUUCUUAGGGUGGUAUCUUUUAUUGGACCAACUAUGUAAACAUAGGUCCAAUAAAUUAUAUCACCCUAAGAAAGCCUUGCCUCUUGCAUAAACUUCUGUAGCAUCUGACAUUACUUUCAGAGCUUUUUCACAGAAACUACUACAGCACUUUGAGGUGAAACUGCUGUGUGAGACCCCUUGGUUUGUGUAAGAUGGACAGAUUUUGUUACAGAAAUGUAUUUUGCAUUUAUUUUCUAUGAUAAAGUUGCUGAGAUAGUAUCCUGGCACUACCACAGGUAAUGUUAACAUUAUGUUAGUCCUUUGAAUAUGGCUGUUUUAUUAAUACAUUUACUUGAUGCUUAGUAACUGCUUUGAUCAGGCUGAUGAGAACAGCAGCUAUUUACUUCCUUGAUCAUGUGCGGUCUUUAUUCAGGAAAUGGGAGAGAAGUGUGUGUCAUUAUACUCCCAUAACACUUCUGCUAAUGUUCUCUCUCAAACGUUGUUCCCAAGGAAAAAACUUCCAGAAGGAGCCCCUUCAAAAUGCCGGUACAUGGUUGUGGUGGGUGUGACAGCUACCACAUAUUUUGAUCUAUCCAGCUACUUUGAUGGUAGAGCAUUUGUACAUACUAGGGCUGUGCGAAAUUUCACCGGGUGUUUCGUUUAGAUGUUUUGAUGCAUUCUGAGCUCGAAACAGCGAAAUCAAAACAAAACAAAAGCCUUCGAAAUAGCUUCAAAACGAAACAAGGGCACUCGAAAUGUUUUGAAAUGGUUUGAGUUUUGAAGCCAGGCUUACC
This is a messenger RNA of Alligator sinensis (Chinese alligator), 10884 nucleotides long. RefSeq names its product RHO family interacting cell polarization regulator 1 (gene RIPOR1). The coding region runs from base 319 to 3666 and encodes 1115 amino acids. The transcript has 23 exons. Lineage: Eukaryota; Metazoa; Chordata; Crocodylia; Alligatoridae. The record is from RefSeq and is a predicted model, not a curated record.